Messenger RNA from Stylonychia lemnae, 1425 nucleotides. The record is from the annotation of a GenBank genome assembly. NCBI's taxonomy places the organism in Eukaryota, Ciliophora, Spirotrichea, Sporadotrichida, Oxytrichidae.
AUGUUUAUAAGCCAUUACUAGGACUUGCUUAGAGCCAUAGUUAAUGACAACUACGAUGGCAUUGACUCCCUUUGCGAGUAAAAUUUGACUAUCGAGUUAGCAGCCAAGAUAUAUGAACUUGAGAAGCACAAGGGAAUUCAGUUCAGAAUACUCAACAACACAAAUGAUGAUGAAGGUGCAAGUAAAAAAAUUAAAAGAGGGGUGUCUAAGGCAGGUAAGAGCAAUAAGAUUGAGUUUGAUGUUGAGAUAUUGAAUCAUUUUUACGUGGGGAAUAUGAGUAUUGAUAGAGAGUUGAAUCCUUCUCUCAGAGAUUACAAACUAAUCUAGAAAUAACCCAACUGGAUUGACUACAUUGAAAAGGGGUCUAUGGAAGACACAGAACGUGACUCAAUGGAUAGAAAAAUUCUGGAUAUAUUUUACUAAAUGAAAAAGUAUUACUAGGAAGGUCAAGCAUUAAACAAUGAAACUGGAACCAAAGGAGAGAUUGAUAUUGUAGGAGUGGAAGAGCGACAAAAGUUUGAAAAGUCUUCUUACCUAAUGAAAGAAACUCAAAAGAACUUCAGAGUAGUGAUGGCACAUGAAUACAAAUUGAUGCAGUUGUAUUAGAGUGAGAAGAUAUUCCAAAACACAGGCAAGCAAAUGGAUGAGUUGAUUUAAGCAUCAAAGGAUAGUCAAGUUGAGAUAGACCCAGUCAAGUUGUCAUAGGAAGGAAAUGAGUAUCUGAAAAAAGUUUCUGAAAAUUACAAAUCCGACUUUGUACCUAAAGAGCAGCUCUAAAUAAUGUCACUUGAACAAUACAUCUAGUAAGAAAAGGAAAAGUCAGAUAUGUUUUUGUUUGCCAAGAUAUUCACGCCUGAUCUAUAUGAAAAAUACAUCAAAAUUCAUAAGAAAGAGCAAAUCCCAACACAAUCAUAGGAUAACUUAGACCAAACAGAGGCUUAAUAAGCAAUCUAGAGUUUAAGAAAUGGUAGUGUAGGUGUUGAAACUCUAAAGAAAAAAAAUUUAUUUUAAAGAUUGGUCGCCAAGAUAUUCAGCACUACUAAUAGCAAGAAGAAUGAGCAAUAGAAGUUAAUUGAAGUAUUCGAUGUACUGAUUAGAAGCAAAUAGAGACUGUAGCUUUUUCACCUACAGAGUGGUAAGGAUUACAUGGAGAUAAUGGGCUAUCUAAGCAAGAUCCAAAAUUACAUAAAUGAUAGAAGCGUAAUACAACAAGAUGAAUCAGUCUACUAGUUUCAAAUAGAUCCCUUAUAAUAUGAUAUCAAUAAUCCUGAAUUCAUAUAGACCCAUUGUCUAAGAUUUGAGAUUGAUAGGUCUAGAGGAGUAAAUAAAACAUUAGGUGUUAAGAUAACAGACAUAGAUUUUUACCUUGGCGGAAAUAGGCAUGCCACUGCUAAAACCAGUGAAAUUUAUAAAUAAUCUUAAUGA